GGAUGGGAUUAACAGAGGUAGCUUCACAAAUGGUCCAACGCGAGUAUGUCAUUCUGAGGACGGUAACGUUAGCUGUUGGCUAGCCGUGUGAACAAUCCACAAGGACAACACACGUCCCUAUUCAGUCUGAGGUAGUGUAAGAUGCCAGGUGCUGGUCCAUGGGUGUGAGCCGACUGGAUGUAUUUUACCGAAGACUGCUCCUCACCAAACUCUUUAUCGGGGGAUGGGGGAAGCCUGAAGACCUCAAGAGAAUCUUUGAGUUCCGUAAGAUCAUUGGAGACAGAGAGAGGUGUAAGUCUCUGGUACCUGAGGACUAUCCAGUUUACAUAGACAAGACAGAGGAACACACUGACUGUCAGAUCCAUGAUGGCUUCUUCAUCUCUCCUCUGGAGCACUUGGUUCCUGGAAUCUUGCCUACAGAGGCUGUGAAAGCCAGGUUCCAGUUUAUAGUUCCUAAGAGAUGGCAGAAGAACAGACCAGUAUGUAUCCACUUGGCUGGGACUGGAGAUCAUUUUUUCUGGCGUCGGAGGACCCUGAUGGCCAGGCCCAUGAUUAAAGAGACAGGAAUGGCUUCACUGCUUCUGGAGAACCCUUAUUAUGGCUAUCGUAAACCCAAAGACCAACUGCGGUCCAGUUUAAAGAAUGUGUCAGACCUGUUUGUGAUGGGAGGGGCUUUGAUCCUGGAGUCCACAGUGCUUCUCCGUUGGCUGGAGAGAGAGGGAUACUGGCCUCUAGGAAUGACUGGCAUCUCCAUGGGAGGAUAUAUGGCAUCCCUGGCAGUGACUAACUGGCCGAAGCCCAUCCCUCUGAUUCCCUGUCUGUCCUGGUCCACUGCCUCAAGUGUCUUCACCACGGGUGUGCUGAGUAAAGCAGUGAACUGGACAGAGCUGGAGAAGCAGUAUGCCAUUAAUUCAGUGUAUGAAGAGAUCAUUAAGCUGUUGGAGUACUGUGGGGCUGAUUCCUUUAAGAUGGGUCAAGAACUUGUGAAGAACUCUCCAGGUAGUGUGGACUCUUUAGAGCAUCUGCUGGGCUUGUCUGGAGAUGACAACGCAUCAGAGGCCAAGUACUCCAAGGCUGGGGGGGAAGCUGAGGCUGGUCGAGGCCUGUUGAUUGGAGGCCCUGGAGACAAAGUAGACCAAUUAUUAUCAUCAGUGAACAGCAGUGGAAUUAACUUAGACACUCUACCAAGAAGCAUUCAUGCCAAGAACGCAUUGCAUGUGAAGAAGACAGAUUCAGCCAAAUGCUGUCGGCCAUCAUUAUACAGGGAGUCUAUAAGCUUCAUGAAGGGAGUGAUGGAUGAAUGUACACACAUGGCCAACUUCUCUGUUCCUGUAGACACCAGUCUCAUCAUCGUGAUCCAGGCCAAAGAAGAUGCCUACAUCCCUCGUACUGGGGUCCUCAGUCUGCAGGAGAUUUGGCCAGGGUGUGAAGUCAGAUACCUGAAUGGAGGACACAUAAGUGCUUAUCUGUUUAAGCAGAAUGUCUUCAGACAGGCCAUAUACGAUGCAUUCAACAGAUUCUGCCUGAAGUAUCCUAAUCUGCACUAGCUAUGGCUCCCUUCGACAGUACCAGGACUGCAUGUUGAACAGAAUGGAAGUGGAUAUGUGUGAGUGGGUAGGCUGAAACACACUGCGUCAGCUGGACAUUGUAAACAGUGAUGCCUGUCAACAGACCAGUGUCCUCAGCAUGAAGUAUGGCAGUUAAAUCAUUUCUACUGAGACAUGAUGUGUCUGAACUGUACAGGCUAUUCUUAGAUAAAGAUCAAAUGAGCACA
Messenger RNA from Thunnus maccoyii (southern bluefin tuna), 1774 nucleotides. It is a transcript of the gene abhd18, whose product is annotated as abhydrolase domain containing 18. The transcript is spliced from 14 exons. The coding region runs from base 159 to 1547 and encodes 462 amino acids. The record is from RefSeq and is a predicted model, not a curated record. NCBI's taxonomy places the organism in Eukaryota, Metazoa, Chordata, Actinopteri, Scombriformes, Scombridae.